Carassius carassius (crucian carp) is the source of this 968-nucleotide messenger RNA. Its product is annotated as transmembrane protein 47. Gene Ontology annotation, biological process: cell-cell adhesion. The record is from RefSeq and is a predicted model, not a curated record. Bases 218 to 772 code for a protein of 184 amino acids. Gene Ontology annotation, cellular component: cell-cell junction; membrane. Lineage: Eukaryota; Metazoa; Chordata; Actinopteri; Cypriniformes; Cyprinidae. The transcript has 3 exons.
UUUCAAUAAUGUACAGUGCAGUCGCGUCCACAGAAGCGCAAGGGCAGCUGCUUACAGCGUCCCUCUCGCGCAGCUGCUCCACGAUCUUCAAAACACUGCUCGCGCACACAGAUCCGAAAACAUUGUCUGGGAUCAUCUUUCCUGGCUUCUCCGCGACGCAGCGCAACAUCGCUCCACAUCACAACAUCGCUCCACAUCACCGGCGCAUCCAACCGACAUGGCCUCGUCCGUGAGCGGAGCGGAGGAGGUGCGCGUGUCGGCGUUGACGCCCCUGAAGUUGGUGGGUCUGGUGUGUAUUUUCCUCGCGCUGUGCCUGGAUGUUGGGGCCGUGCUGAGCCCGGCGUGGGUCACCGCGGAUGACCAGUACCACUUGUCCCUGUGGGAGUCGUGCAGGAAGCACGCUGCCUCCGCGGACUGGAAGUGCGACAGCACGCUGGGGCAGAAAGGGACCGACUGGCAGAUUGCCACAUUGGCCUUGUUGUUGGGUGGAGCAUUCCUUAUUCUCCUUUCCUUCCUGGUGGCCCUGGUGUCUGUCUGCAUUCGCUCCAGGAGACGCUUCUACCGACCAGUCGCUGUUAUGCUCUUUGCUGCAGUGGUCCUACAGGCCUGCUGUUUGGUGCUGUAUCCCAUCAAGUUCAUCGAGACCAUCAGUUUGAGCAUAUACCACGAGUUUAACUGGGGCUACGGUCUGGCUUGGGGAGCCACCAUCUUCUCCUUCGGAGGAGCUAUUCUCUACUGCCUGAACCCUAAGAACUACGAAGAUUACUACUAAACAUGCUACGACACCCAUAAUGAACUUCAAUGUCCUCUUCACUGUUGCACUGAACGUUCAUUUGGAACUGACCCUUUGCAAACACACAAAGACCCUUAAAAUGCAGGGCAAUGCCGAGCUGUUAGAUGCAUAGAUUUGGAUCCUUUUUCCCUCAGAUUACUCUUUCACACAAUUAAACCCCAUCAUCAAACUCUAA